AUGGAGAAGUUUGGCAUGGAAAAUGCUAGUCAUAAAAGGACAACUGCGCCAACUCACUUGAAAUUGACUAAAGAUGAAAAAAGUGUAAAUGUGGAUCAAAUUCUAUACAUGAGUAUGAUUGGUAGUCUGCUGUAUCUUACAGCUAACAGACCUGACAUUACAUUUGUUGUAGGAGUUUGUGCUAGAUAUCCGUCUGAACCCAAAAUGAGUCAUAUUACUCAAGUGAAAAGGAUUAUGAAGUACAUCAAUGGAACUAAUGACUAUGGAAUGUUGUAUUCUCAUAAUGGAAACUCCUUGCUUACAGGAUACUGUGAUGCAGAUUGGGAAGACAGUGCUGAUGAUAGAAAAAGAAAAUUUGGAGGAUGUUUCUUCUUGGGAAAUGAUCUUAUAUCUUGGUUCAGUAAGAAGCAAAAUAGUGUGUCCUUAUCUACAACUGAGGAUGAAUAUAUUGCAGCAGGAAGUAGUUGCUCUCAAUUAAUUUGGAUGAAAUAA
This is a messenger RNA of Lathyrus oleraceus (garden pea), 492 nucleotides long. Its product is annotated as secreted RxLR effector protein 161-like. Lineage: Eukaryota; Viridiplantae; Streptophyta; Magnoliopsida; Fabales; Fabaceae. The record is from RefSeq and is a predicted model, not a curated record. Bases 1 to 492 code for a protein of 163 amino acids. The transcript has a single exon.